Messenger RNA from Poecile atricapillus (Black-capped chickadee), 3027 nucleotides. Its product is annotated as probable ATP-dependent RNA helicase DDX47. Lineage: Eukaryota; Metazoa; Chordata; Aves; Passeriformes; Paridae. The coding region runs from base 48 to 1400 and encodes 450 amino acids. Gene Ontology annotation, molecular function: RNA helicase activity; ATP binding; nucleic acid binding. The record is from RefSeq and is a predicted model, not a curated record. The transcript has 12 exons.
ACAGCUCCCAGAGUGCUCUGCGCUGCACCGGCAGGAGACGGGCCAAGAUGGCGGCAGGAGAGGAGGAAGGGUCGGCGGCGGAGCCGGAGCAGGAGCCGGCGGCGGAGGAGUCGCGGAGCUUCAAGGACUUGGGAGUGACAGAUGUCCUGUGUGAAGCUUGUGACCAGUUGGGAUGGAAGGUGCCAACGAAGAUCCAGAUUGAGGCUAUUCCAGUGGCUCUCCAAGGCAGAGACGUCAUUGGACUGGCAGAAACUGGCUCUGGAAAAACAGGAGCCUUUGCUUUGCCAAUUCUUCAAGCACUGCUGGAAACACCUCAGCGAUUAUUUGCUCUUGUCCUCACACCAACAAGGGAGCUGGCCUUUCAAAUCUCAGAGCAGUUUGAAGCUCUUGGAUCUUCCAUCGGUGUUCAAACUACGGUUAUUGUGGGUGGAAUUGAUGCGAUGUCGCAAUCUCUGGCCUUAGCCAAGAAACCACAUGUUAUCAUUGCAACCCCUGGCCGUCUAGUUGAUCAUCUGGAGAACACAAAGGGCUUCAACUUACGAGCUCUGAAGUUCCUAGUGAUGGAUGAGGCUGACCGGAUUCUUAACAUGGAUUUCGAGACAGAGGUGGAUAAGAUAUUAAAAGUGAUUCCUCGAGACAGGAAGACAUUCUUGUUUUCUGCCACCAUGACCAAGAAGGUUCAAAAACUCCAGCGUGCUGCUCUGAAGAAUCCUGUUAAAUGUGCUGUUUCUUCCAAGUAUCAGACAGUUGAAAAACUGCAACAGUACUACAUUUUCAUCCCCUCCAAAUUCAAGGACAGCUACCUGGUUUAUAUCUUGAAUGAACUGGCUGGUAACUCUUUCAUGAUAUUCUGCAGUACAUGUAACAAUACUCAGAGGACUGCUCUACUGCUCCGCAACCUGGGCUUCACUGCCAUUCCCCUCCAUGGGCAGAUGAGUCAGAAUAAACGUUUGGGCUCUCUAAACAAGUUUAAGGCAAAGGCACGUUCUAUUCUGCUGGCCACUGAUGUUGCAAGCAGAGGUCUGGACAUCCCACAUGUGGAUGUGGUGAUAAACUUCGAUAUUCCUACACACUCUAAGGAUUACAUUCAUCGAGUUGGGAGAACAGCUCGAGCUGGGAGAUCUGGCAAAUCUAUCACCUUUGUCACACAGUAUGAUGUAGAGCUGUUCCAGCGCAUUGAACACCUGAUUGGCAAGAAGCUGCCAGCAUUCCCCAUGCAAGAGGAAGAAGUUAUGAUGCUGACAGAGCGUGUGGCUGAGGCCCAGAGGUUUGCUCGAAUGGAGCUGCGGGAGCAGGGAGAGAAGAAGCGAUCUAGGAAUGAUGAUGAUGACACAGAAGAGGCUAUUGGUGUCAGGAAUAAGGUGGCAGGAGGGAAAAAGAAGAAAAGGAAAGCCUUCUAGUUUGGUAUUUGAACAGACUUUUUUAAUUUUUCUUUUUAUGGCUAUCUGAGCUAUCAAAAACAGUCUACUAAGCCGCCUCCAGUGGAUUUUUUUUCAGAACUACAUAUGAAAUUUGGCAGUCCCUGAGGAAAAAAACUACUUUUCUUCUUCACCAUCUACAGACUGAGCUUGGCCCAUGUUGGUACCAUGAUACCAGUUUUCCUUUCAGGAACACACCAUCAGAGACCAUCACCUCUGGACCUGGAAGCAGCUGUGGUCUGGCCCUGUUCGUUCACUACGAAGCGCAGUGUGAGUGCAGCUUUUGCUCUGCUGCAGCCUGUCCCACUGUCCAAUCUCACUGAGCAUGUCUGGAGUCAGAUCUGUCAGAAGAAAGAGAGGAAAAAAUUAAAAAGAAGUGACUGAAUUUUCACAGCACAGCUAUGAUGCCCUUGCCUUGGUGAAGGGAUGUGUUACAUUGAGAACUCAAAAUAUAUUUUACUUAAUGUUAAAGCUACCUGGUUUUCUUUAUCUUGUUACUGACCUGUUCUGUUCAUUUUGUGUAUCAGCUCUGCCAGAAGGUUUUCUAGCAAUCCUAGCAAUUCAGAUGUGACAUCAAUACCUUAGAUUUGUCAGCUGAAGAGCGGUCCAACACAGAGAGAACGAGUUUCAGCAGGAUGAAACUAUUCACUGCUUGGAAUUCGAUCCAAUAUCUGUUGAUGAUUGACACCAUCAAGGAUAGGUCUGGGUUUUGGGUGGGGUUUUUGUGGCCGAUUCUCGUAGUAGUUACAUGUGAACACAAGAGGGGGCUAUUUACGUGGCAAAGCAACUGACAAGCUGGGAGGUGCAGAAAAACAGGUGUCUUGGAAAGCUCUUUGUUUCCCUAGGCAGGGAACUUUGUUACUCUUAGGCAGAGUUCCAUGCCGGAUAAGUAGACUUUUGCAAGAAUGAGAUAAAUUUACUUCAUAUAAAACCAGAAGGUUAUUGCUGGUACUCAUUGACAAUAAAAAUUUUCACACAGGAUGUUCCUGCUUGUAGGCAGAGAAGAGUGAGAAGCUUCUGCAUAUGUAAAUUUAUUGAGAACAUGAAAAUUUAAUGCCCAGUAGAUCCAUUCAUGAACUGGAUUUUAUGCUACAGAAAAAACAAUGUUCAGAAUAGUCCUUUUGAGAUCUAAAUGGAAAAUAGAAACUAUUGCAGUAGUCAAGAUGAGCACAAUGGUUAUUUCACACUGUCAGCAUAAAUCUAGUAUCAACAUGCAUGCUAGUCAAAAUGCUUUUACACUUUUGUUAGAGGCAGCACAUUUUGCAAGGAAAUGCCAGAAAACCUAGGUCUGUUUUUUCAUGAUGAACUGAGCUGGUCUUUGGAGCAAAAUAAGUGCCAGUGUUCUCACUCCUUAUUUAUGUUGUAGCAGUUUAAUUAAAUCUCCCAAGUAUCUUCAAGUCUGAUAUCUCUAAAAUGGUCUUAAGUCAGUGGCAGAUGGUAAGUGUACACAUCCUGGGUAUGUUCACUGCUAAGAGCACUUGUGUAAAGUAGAAAGUGUUUAUCUUCUCUGGGUCCUAACACAGAGGGGCAAGAGUGAAAGCCCAUAAAUGAGAACAUGUUAAUUCUACGAGGCCCUUUGCUAGCAAACCACACAGGUAAGAGGAAACAG